CGAUGACGGCAACGUGAUCUCUUACGUCUGUGUAGGGGGCUGUGUGUGUGUGUGUGUGUAGCGCGACCCUCCCCUUUAAAUGCGGAGUGUCCGGGCAGUGGAGGCAAAAAUUUAAAUGGCAAUAGAGCUUGUCAUCAGUCAGUGCACACUGUCUUCAGCUGAUAAAGUCUGAUACUCACAGCAGCCAACUCCAGCUGCUCUGGAAUAAAGUGAGCUGAAUGGAAGGGAAGAAGGAGGAAUGCUCCUGGGGAUGAGCUCCGCUCUGGGGAACUGCCGUCGGAUUCGCUGGAACUCUCUGACUGACUGAGCCAGUCGGCUGGACGGGCAGCGAUGGAGUGCCCGAUGCUCCGCGGCAACGCCAGCUCACUGUGUAACGGCAGCCAGCAGGUCCUCUGGGGGGAGCGACUGUCGGUGCCGUACACGCCUCGGAGCACCGCGGGUAUCGCCACGGUCAUCACCUUCAUCAUCGUCUUCACCAUCAUCGGGAACGUGCUGGUCAUCAUCGCCGUCCUGACCAGCAGGUUGCUGCAAGCCCCCCAGAACCUCUUCCUUGUCUCCCUGGCCGCCGCGGAUAUCUUGGUGGCUACCUUGGUGAUGCCCUUCUCUCUGGCCAACGAGCUGAUGGGCUACUGGUACUUCAAGAGGGUCUGGUGCGAAAUUUACCUGGCCUUGGACGUUCUGUUCUGCACCUCCUCCAUCGUGCACCUCUGCGCCAUAAGUUUGGACAGAUACUGGUCAGUGACCCAGGCCAUUCAGUACAACUCCAAGAGGACACCGAGGAGAAUCCGCUGCGUGAUCCUGACCGUCUGGCUCAUUGCUGCGGUAAUUUCCUUCCCCCCUCUCCUCUCCAUGAACAAGAAGCUGAGCGAAGAGGAGAUCCCCGUGUGCCGACUGAACGAGGAGAAAUGGUACAUCUUAUCUUCCUGCAUCGGCUCUUUCUUUGCCCCGUGCGUUAUCAUGAUUCUGGUGUACCUGAGGAUCUACCAGGUGGCCAAGCAGAGGGCGAGGCAGUCACCGGGCAGCAGGAAAGAGGAGCGGGUCAACCCCAACAGCUCCAAGAAGCCCGCCGAGCAAACCACGCCCCCCGCCCCCAAUGGCCGGGAGAAGGGCGCCCGGCCCAAGAGCAAGGAAGAUUCCUCAUCCUCGGAGCCCGAGGAGUGCUCAAACAAGGAGAAGCCCCGGAGAAGGACUGAGCCGCAGGAGAGCGGGCAGGGCGCGGAGAAUUGGAAUUUCCAAAGCCAGGAUCACUUCGUAAGGCGACAGGGUCUCUUAACGCCCAACGCUCUCAGGAAGAAAGCAAUCCAGAACCGGGAGAAAAGAUUUACCUUUGUCUUAUCCGUGGUCAUCGGCGCCUUCGUUUUCUGCUGGUUCCCUUUCUUCUUCUCCUACAGCCUGACGGCCAUCUGCCCGGAGACCUGCUCAAUCCCGCCCGUGGUCUUCAAGUUCUUCUUCUGGAUUGGAUAUUGCAAUAGUUCCCUGAACCCCGUCAUCUACACUAUCUUCAACCAGGACUUCAGGAGGGCGUUCAGGAAGAUCCUUUGUCGAGAACAGAGAAGGUCUCUCUACAGAGUCUAGGGAGCAGGGGUCAGAGUGCGGGUGGGGGGUGGGGGGAGGUGGGAUAGCCGCACGGCAAACCAAAGUAGAAACCAAAGUUUUCCAAAUAAACGAACGGCAUGUGACUAUACUGAUCUAUUAGCUGAUGUUCUUUUCAGACAAACGGGCUUUUGAGGGAAAGAGUAAAAUGCCACUUGGUCGAUAGCGGGAUUGCACCGUCCGCUCUGGCCGAAGAGCCGGACCCGAGGGUGAGUCCGGAGAGGACAGCCGCGCCGUGAUGGACGCGAGCUCGAAGCUCGCCGAGGAUACAGGGGAGUGAGUUUUGGCCCGGCUUCUCGCAGGCAGACCGAGUCUCCGUGAUAAAAUUACUGACCCUGACUUUUCAACACCUCCGUUGCUUCAAACGUAUUUUCUUUACCCUCUUCGGUGCAGGAGAGAUAUUAGGAAAAAUAGACUAAUAAGGUUAGAUAUUAGAAUCCUGAAUCAGGUUUAAUAUCUCUGGCGUAUGUCGUGAAAUGUGUUAAUUUUGUGGCGGUAGUGCAUUGGAAUAAAUAAUAAAAUCUAUAAAUUACAGUGAGAAAUACAUU
Molecule: messenger RNA, 2141 nt
Organism: Hypanus sabinus (Atlantic stingray)
Lineage: Eukaryota; Metazoa; Chordata; Chondrichthyes; Myliobatiformes; Dasyatidae
Gene: adra2b
Product: adrenoceptor alpha 2B
Exons: 1
Coding region: 331-1575 (414 amino acids)
Biological process (GO): regulation of smooth muscle contraction; regulation of vasoconstriction; adenylate cyclase-activating adrenergic receptor signaling pathway
Cellular component (GO): membrane
Molecular function (GO): alpha2-adrenergic receptor activity
Source: RefSeq, a predicted model, not a curated record